GAUAGUUCAGUUUGUAUGCAACUUCCGAACGGUGUGGUCUUGUUUCGUGUCGUGGUCGCCAUCGUCGUCGCCGUCGUUGUCUUCGUCGUCGUGGUCGCGUUGAGUAGUUCUUGAGACGCGCCGCCUUUUCUUCGCCACGGCAGCACACACACGUGAUGGUGGUUUGUUGUUUUGCCGUGGUCGCGAUCGCAGAGCUUUCGAUUCUAGUGUUGGUGUGUGACAUUUUCGUUUGACGUUCUUAGUACGAGCUAGAACUAUCGGAAUAAACGAAUAAAAAUUUGAACAAGUAUUUUGCAGUGGAUCAUGCCCUAGUUCUCUGUCUCGAGUGAACUCGCCGAACAGACACCGAAGGAGAACUAGCCAACCAGGAAGCCUGGGUUGCUGUGAUUGUGAGGAACCAGUUUUGUUUUUUUUUCUUUCUGACUGCACAAUCGAAACUUGAGGGUGACUUGAGCUGGUGCGCAGACAACGAACUUCCCGAUUUUUGCACCACUUUUUCAGUCCCCAUAAUUGAAAGUGAUAAUUGAUUCGAUCAACAGGAUCGGCCUGCUGGUCUAGAGAAGUUGUGCAACUUUUGGAUGGUUUUUUUUUGUCCUCCACACCGAAACGAGUGAUGAUCGUUUGAUUCAAAGCGACCAAUAAGAGGGAGAAGAAGAAACACCGAAAAUUGAAAUUAAUUUAUAUUAAUUCUGAAAAUGAUGAACAAGUGCUUGGUGAUCAUGAGUGUGUGCGCUGGCAAGUGACGUGAAGUUCCCUUUCACUUAAGUGUCCGAGCCAAAUGAGCCAAAACAAAGUCCGGCUGGUGUGAAGAGAGCAAUUGGAGGAUAUUGGAAAGGAGUUUGUUGGAGUCCAUUGGAAUCUCGAGUGGGUUUUAUUGGACCAGCACUGCGGCGAGUGUGGCAGUGAAGUGAAACGAUGAUGAAAGUCCAGCUGGAGGACCAACGAUUGCUGUUGAAGCGACGCCGAAGAAGACAUCGCGAUUUGUUGGAUGACGACGGUGGUGGCGGUGGCGUAGCGCGUCCCGAUACUGUCAAUCGCAGUUGGCGGUUGUCCAACAACCGUGCGCUUGUUGCGGCCGUUGCCAUUUGCGUGAUCUACUCCGCUGGCAGCUGGGCCGGUGUUGGUUGUCAAGUUUGCGGACCUCCAGCGAUUCCGGCGAAUGCCCGGGUACAGACACAACCAGCGGACGGUGGUGGCCCCGGUUUCCGAUCGGCCAAGUACGAAUGUGACUCCGGCUAUCAACUGUUCGGCACGGAAACGAUCCGCUGUGACCCGGUCAAGGGUUGGGAUCGGGAAUUGCCGUUUUGUGGGACCAACGUGGCAUUCCGCAAACCGGUGAAUCAAUCGUCAUCGACUCGAUCGGGACCGGCAAGUUUGGCCAACGAUGGUAAACCGGGCAACCAGAAUCCGGACGGACAGGAAUGUUCGGAAACGCAGAAGGAAGCGUCACCGUGGUGGCGGGUAGAUUUGCUCACACCGGAAGCGGUCCGGGUGGUACGGAUCGUUACCCGCGGAUGCUGCGGUCAUCAACCGCUACAGGAUUUGGAAAUACGCGUCGGCAACAGCAGUUCGGAUCUGCAACGGAAUCCACUGUGCGCUUGGUAUCCCGGUACGAUGGAUGAGGGCAUUACCAAAAGUUUCACCUGUGCCCGGCCACUGAUCGGUCAGUACGUGACGGUUCAACUGGUCGGUGUCGAGAGUAGUUUGAGUCUGUGCGAGGUUGAGGUGUUUUCCAAUGACGAGUUUUCCCCAGACCGUUGUGCUGCCCCGAGCCUGAAUGCGGACACGGUUCUGGCGACGUUCGCCAAAACCUGCUACGAGUUUCACAUCACCCGAGGCGAAAGCUUCGAUAAGGCCCGACAGAUCUGCCAAUCGCACGGAGGCGAUUUGGUUCACGACUUUCGGGGAGCCACCACGGAUUUCAUCAUAUCCGAGUUGGAACGACGGAAGACCGACCUACGGACGCAGCUGGUGUGGAUCGGAGCCCAGAAGGAACCGGGCAUCACGGCCCGCACCUGGAAGUGGGUGAAUGGUGAUACGGUACUGAAGCCAACGUGGGGCAAAGAUCAACCGAACAACUACAAUGGCGAGCAGAACUGCGUGGUCCUGGACGGUGGCCGAAGCUGGCUGUGGAAUGAUGUCGGUUGUAAUUUGGACUAUCUGAACUUUAUCUGUCAACACAACCCGCUCAGUUGUGGUUCGCCGGAUGCCUUGGUCAAUACGACGAUCGUGGGUAGGAAUUUUUCCAUCGGUGCCAACAUCAGUUACACCUGUCCGGUGGGACAUUCGUUGAUCGGAGUAGGACAGCGGUUCUGUCAGGAAACGGGAUCGUGGAGUGGACAACCACCGACCUGCAAGUAUGUUGAUUGUGGUCGCUUGCCGGACAUCGAGCAUGGAGGUAUUUUCCUGUCGGAACAACGAACAAGCUUCGGAGUUAAGGCCAGCUACACCUGCCACGAGAACUACACCCUGAUUGGGAACGAGAAUCGAACCUGUCUGGCCGAAGGUUGGUCCGGCACGGAACCGAAAUGUUUGGUUGAUUGGUGCCCGGAACCACCGGCAAUUCAGGGAGGUAGCAUGAAGGUUUCCGGACGCCGUGCGGGUUCCACUGCCAUCUAUUCCUGUGAUUACGGGUUUGUUCUGAUCGGAGAACCCAUUCUGUCCUGUGGUUUGGGAGGAAAUUGGACCGGCAAAACGCCGGUUUGUCGCUUUGUGGAUUGUGGAAUGCCAGCCCGACCGGAUCGCGGUAAUUUACUGCUGGUCAACGAUUCCACCACCGUUGGUUCGGUGGUACGAUACUUCUGCGAUGACGAUUACUGGUUGGUCGGUCCGCAGGAACUGUUCUGUACCAAGGAUGGCAAGUGGUCGGGCAGUGCACCGGCAUGCGAGUUAAUCACCUGCGAAACUCCCCACGUCCCACCGGGAUCGUACGUCGUGGGUUACGAUUAUAACAUCCAUUCGUCGAUUCAGUACCACUGCGAUCCGGGUCACAUCUUGCGAGGGGAGGACACACUCACCUGUUUAGAAUCGGGCCACUGGAGCGGUGAAGCACCGGACUGCGAAUACGUCGACUGUGGACCGUUGACACCGGUUCCGUUCGGAUCGCAUCGCUAUCUGCAGAAUACAACCUAUCUCGGAUCGGAAGUGAUGUAUUCGUGUUCCAAUUCACACCGGCUGAGUGGAACGCCGAAACGGACCUGUCUGGAAAGUGGAUUGUGGAGUGAUGCAGCGCCACGCUGCGAGGAGAUUCGCUGCCCGGAACCGACAUUCGCUCCGCACAGUAUUCUCAGUGUGACCGGAAACGAUCGGAUGUACGGCCGAACGUUGAUCCGGACGUCGGAUGUGGCGGCAAACAGUGUCCAGACAUACAAAAUCGGUGCACUGGCUAAAUAUCGAUGCGAGCGGGGUUACAAAAUUGUCGGUGAACCGCUGAUAACCUGCGAAGAGAAUGGACUGUGGAGCGGUCAGAUUCCGGAGUGUGUUUAUGUUGAUUGUGCCGUUCCAUCGACUACGGCUAACGGACGGGUUACGCUUGCCACGAAUGCCACCUACUACGGGGCGGCCGCACUUUACGAUUGUAACAGCAACUUCAAACUGGAUGGCGUCUCCCGACGCCUAUGCAUGGAGGAUGGAAGCUGGAGUCACGAGACACCGGCAUGCGUGGAAAUCACCUGCGAUGAACCGAAUCUGGCCGAUAAUUUGGUGGUAGAUUUCGGUAGCAAAAAGGUAGGUACAACGGCCAAGUUUGCAUGUACCAAAGGGCGCUACAUGGUCGGCAAUGGUACCAGAACUUGUCAGUUAUCUGGUGUGUGGUCCGGACGAAAUCCAACCUGCAAGUUGAUUGACUGCGGGCGCCCGGCUGACAUCGAAAACGGUCGAGUGAUUGUAGUCAACGAUUCCACGGUGUACGGAGGAUCGGCGGAGUACCAUUGCAUUCCGCACUACAACCGGAUCGGACCGUAUCUGCGCAAAUGUAUGGAUGAUGGUAAAUGGAGCGGUGAGGAACCUCGAUGCGAAUUGAUUGUCAACGAUGCCCAAGAGACGAACAGCUUGGGCACCGGAAUCGCCAUCGGUGCCGCCAUCAUCGUCAUUCUGCUCAUUCUGAUCGGAGUGCUGUUUCUCCAUCGGAACAAAGCCCGGCCGGUGAAGAACACGGAGAAUGUGCAGGCGGCUGAACACAAGGACGAACAGAAUGCGGCCGUAAUGUCGUAUUCUUCACUGGAAAAUGGUCGGCAUAACUUUGAUCUGCCGAAUCGAGGCAAUCUGGUGACGUUCAAUACGUUCCAGGGUGGAGGCGCCAACGGGCAUCCUCCGCCACCCAGUAGACUUAAUAACGGUAGUAGCACUAGUCCAAUGAAUAACAAUAGUUUAAGGCACAUGAACGGUGGCAGUGAGAAUAUCUACGACCAGAUACCAAAUGAGCAGUUUUACGAUGCACCAUACGAGAUGCGGAACAACGACGAAGUGUACGAACCGGAACCGACCGUCAGGGGGAAUGUCAUCACCAUUAACGGAGUCAGCGUACGAUAGAUGGUGGAUUCUACUGUGUUCCUCGCGAUAAAUUACCUACUAUUAAUCGUAUCGACUUUGGUUAUUUAGUUUGUAUAUCGAAAGACUAAGACUACGGAAAAAUCCAAGGCGAAAUUUUAAAUCAUCAAAAUAAACUAAUUUAUUAGGCCCUUUCUCCCACUCUGACGACUGCGGUUUCCCCGCCUGGCGGGUAACUACUUUUAUGUAAAUAUUUCGCUUAAGUAUACAAAGGAAAAAAAUUUUACUGCUAUCGAUUGGAAACGGAAUAUUUUGUAGCUUAUCAAACAACAACAAAAAAAAACUCCUUAAGAAGAGCUUUCGAGUACUUUGUACAUAUUAAAAAAUAUAUAUAUUAAACACCAA
This is a messenger RNA of Malaya genurostris, 4893 nucleotides long. It is a transcript of the gene fw, whose product is annotated as CUB and sushi domain-containing protein 3. NCBI's taxonomy places the organism in Eukaryota, Metazoa, Arthropoda, Insecta, Diptera, Culicidae. Bases 916 to 4530 code for a protein of 1204 amino acids. The record is from RefSeq and is a predicted model, not a curated record. The transcript has 10 exons.